This is a messenger RNA of Mercurialis annua (annual mercury), 1539 nucleotides long. RefSeq lists its product as uncharacterized. The transcript is spliced from 11 exons. NCBI's taxonomy places the organism in Eukaryota, Viridiplantae, Streptophyta, Magnoliopsida, Malpighiales, Euphorbiaceae. The record is from RefSeq and is a predicted model, not a curated record. The coding region runs from base 64 to 798 and encodes 244 amino acids.
UUUUGUUAUUGCCUUUCUGGGAAUAGCUUGCUCAUAGUUCCAACCUCUUGUGAGCUGGUGUCUAUGCAUUUUACUAUGUCAAUUGUCAGGAAGAAAGUUCACAUGUCUUCUAAAAAUGUCAAAGUUGUCUCAAGCAGAAUGGUAUUUGACAAUGACGGCCGCCUCAUUUCUUUUGAAGGAAUCUACCAGUUGUUUGGAGAUAUGUGGGAGAUUGAAAAAUGGGUUUGUUUGAAGAUGCAGCUAAUUUCAAUUGUUACAGCUAAUCUCAUUGAAGAUGCAGAUGUGAAGCUUUUUUUCCUCUGGAUCAACGAAUGUCAUCUGAAGCAGAACUGCCCUUCCGAGUCUUGGUCAGAUAAAGCUGUCGUUAAAUCAUCCCUUACUGAUCAUGAUGAUCUCAAGGUUGUCUUCUCUCUAGGCUUGCUGAGUGUCUUAGUAGUGGGCCUAAUGCUGCAAUGUUCCGCUGAUGAUGCUUUCUUGUGCCAAGUUCUAUGGUGUCAUGAGAUCAGAAAAUGUUUGAAUGGCAGGAUUCGUGAUGAUAUUGAAAAGGAGGUUGCUUUCCAAGGCCUAUGUGCAAUGGAAAUAAGGAGCAAGGAGCUACACAAUGAACUUUGUCAGGUGUUGCAUGGCUAUAAACAGUCUACCUCCUGUGAUGCUAAUGGUCAAAUUAAUGCAUUCAUUCUAAUUGAAUUUCUUUUUAAACAAAGACUUGAAAAAAGAAUACGAAGCAAGAGGCACCAUAAGUGGGGAAUCUACCAGUUGUUUGGAGAUAUGUGGAGAUUGGAAAAUGGGUUUGCUUGAAGAUGCAGAUGUUACAGCUAAUUUCAAUUGUUACAUUACAACUUAUUUCUUUGAAGAUGUAGAUGUAAAGCUUGUUUCCUCCAAAUCAACAAAUGUCUUCUGAAGCAGAGCUAUAAAGGAAGAAGAACCAAAGGAGCUGUUUCAUCAAAUGUAUCGGUCUGUAGCUCAUCGAAGGAGUAGAAUUCUGAACCAUAUCCAGGAGAGAGACAUUCAUGUUCUCGUAUUUUCAGCAGGGCUUGCAGAUAUCAUAGAGGCGGUCCUCAUUCAGGAACUUCACAAGUCUUCUAAGAAUGUCAAAGUUGUCUCAAAUAGAAUGGUAUUUGACAAUGACGGCUACCCCAUUUCUUUAAAAGGUGUUUUUGAAUCAUUGUCCAUCGUCGCACAUCCAAGAUCUUUUGGUUUUUCUGGCACCAAGGAUAAGCGUGCAGUGUCAAGUCAGAGGGAAAUAUUGGCUACUAUCAAGGGAUUAGCAGAUUCAUUAGAAAGAAAUGGGUUCAUCAGCUACUUUAUUUAACAGAUCUGUAAAAACAAAGAGCUGCAGUGAGGAAGGUGCAGGAGUAUUACAAGGAAAGUGGUGAUAUCGAUGGACAUUGAGGUAACUUCCUCGCUGUCUGACUACUGAAAGGGCUGUAGUGAGUUAUCUUCUAUCAUUUUCUACACGGCUUUUUUUAUGUUGGGCCUACAAUAUUUUGUCUUUUAUAUGUUAGAUUAAUGUUCUUACAGAAUUAGCUAACAUGUUUU